AAAUUAUUUCAAGAUGGCUUCUGGCGGAGGCGAAUGGUGUUUGAUUGAGAGCGAUCCUGGUGUAUUCACUGAAUUAAUUCGAGGUUUUGGAUGUUCUGGCAUUCAAGUGGAAGAGAUUUACAGCCUUGAUGAGGCAUCACUCGAUGAGUUAAGACCAGUUCAUGGUUUAAUAUUUCUUUUCAAAUGGAAGCCUGGUGAAGAGCCUGCAGGGCCUAUUGUGCAUGAAAGUCGAUCUCUUGGCAUAUUCUUUGCAAAGCAAGUUAUCACAAAUGCCUGUGCAACACAAGCAAUUUUAAGUGUGCUUCUCAACUGCAAUCAUCCAGACAUGGAUCUUGGACCAACCCUGUCAAGCUUUAAAGAAUUUUCAGCAACAUUUGAUUCAUCAUUAAAGGGGCUCAGUCUCAGUAACUCUGAUGUUAUAAGACAAGUUCAUAAUGGUUUUGCCAGGCAACAGAUGUUUGAAUUUGAUGCCAAACUUCCUCCAAAAGACGACAAUGUAUAUCACUUUGUUGCAUAUGUUCCAAUUCUUGGUAAACUUUAUGAGCUGGAUGGCUUAAGAGAUGGGCCUAUUGAUCUUGGACCAUGUACUCCUGAAAACUGGCUUGCCACAUGCAAACCAAUCAUUGAAACAAGAAUGCAGAAAUACUCAGCAGAGGAAAUUCACUUCAAUCUCAUGGCAAUUGUUUCAUCAAGGAAAGCUCUUCACCUUAAAGACAUUGACAGACUAAACCAGAGGAAGCAACAUAUUCUGGAUCAGGAGCAAGGAGAAAGAUUGAACUCUUCUGUUUCAACAGAAAUAUCCAAUUUUUUUAAAUCAAAAACUUUCUCUUGAAUUCUUGAAAAUUUUCAGGUUGAAAACAUAAGAAGAAAACACAAUUAUCUACCACUGAUUAUGGAACUUCUAAAAGUUCUGGCCAAACAAGGAAACCUGGUGCCAUUGGUGGAGAAAGCAAAAGAGGAAGUACAGGCCAAGAAGGCAGAACAGGCUAAAUAAAGCAAUGAGAUGUUUCUUUUGUUUCUUAAGCAACAACUGUACAGCAGCAAUUUAUGGGUUAUUAAAAAGUUUCUGUAUGUUUUGUA
Messenger RNA from Pocillopora damicornis (cauliflower coral), 1080 nucleotides. RefSeq names its product ubiquitin carboxyl-terminal hydrolase isozyme L5-like. The record is from RefSeq and is a predicted model, not a curated record. NCBI's taxonomy places the organism in Eukaryota, Metazoa, Cnidaria, Anthozoa, Scleractinia, Pocilloporidae. Gene Ontology annotation, biological process: protein deubiquitination; ubiquitin-dependent protein catabolic process. Gene Ontology annotation, cellular component: cytoplasm. Gene Ontology annotation, molecular function: cysteine-type deubiquitinase activity.